Molecule: messenger RNA, 339 nt
Organism: Linum trigynum
Lineage: Eukaryota; Viridiplantae; Streptophyta; Magnoliopsida; Malpighiales; Linaceae
Source: the annotation of a GenBank genome assembly
AUGGGUGUCUGCAAAUUUCAACCUGGCCGCCCCCUCUCCAGCCCACCACUACUGCAGCUGGAAACAAAAAAACAGCAGCUAAACUGUGGCAGCACCGUUGGCCUCUCACUCCCAUUCGUAUAUGCCUCUCUACACGCAAAUGCCACCCUCCUCACCUGCGUCCAAACCCUUUGCCUCCUCAUGAUCGUAUGCAUUCAGAUGAUCCCAUUUUCUCUAAGCCAUCUCGACCCUGGAGCCCCCUGUACUUUGCCAUGUGCCACUACCCACUCCAUCGCGAUUUUGGCAGCUUUCUUGGCCACCACUGACACCGGCAAAGCCUUCUCUUCGAACACCCUCUGA